Messenger RNA from Auanema sp. JU1783, 3177 nucleotides. Lineage: Eukaryota; Metazoa; Nematoda; Chromadorea; Rhabditida; Rhabditidae. The record is from the annotation of a GenBank genome assembly.
AUGAAAUCAUUAUUUAGGGUAGCCGCUUGCACCAGUCGGCCAGCAAUGCACUGGCCCGUCCUUUUUGUAGCUGCUUUAGCAGUCUAUACCCAAGCCAGCUCCAUAAAAUCUGUUCCUGCCUGCGCUGCCGGAGAGCAAUCAGUUCUUCUUUUGGAACAUAACGCUACAGUUGGAGCCGUUCUUCGAACUCUCCCAUCUGUUUCUUUCGCUGACUGCAGUGAUCACUGCUCAUCUUCUCUUGACUGUCAUGGAGCCGUUUACACAACUGCUGAAUGUAAAAUUUUUGGUGAAGGAGAAGAAAAAGCUCCUGAAGGAACCAAAGUUUUGAAGAAGAAUUGUGUCAAGAGUGACAGAGUUUGCUCUUCUCCAUUCCACUUCGACGCUUUCGAGCAAAAAAUUUUAGUUGGAUUUGCUCGCGAAGUAGUACCAGCUGAAAACAUUCAAGUUUGCAUGGCUGCUUGUUUGAACUCUUUUGAUACCUUCGGAUUUGAGUGUGAAUCUGUUAUGUACUACCCAGUAGAUAAAGAAUGUAUCCUCAACACCGAGGAUCGUCUUGACAGACCAGAUCUUUUCACUGAUGAAGUUGACGACACUGUUGUGUACAUGGAUAACAAUUGUGCUGGAUCCCAAUGUUAUGCUCCAUACAUAACCCAGUACAUUGCUGUUGAAGGAAAGCAACUCGAGAAUGAGCUUGAUCGUAUCAUCAAUGUCGACCUUGAUUCAUGCCAGAGUCUUUGUACUCAACGCCUCUCUGUAUCUGCUAAUGAUUUCAACUGCAAAUCUUUCAUGUACAACAACCAAUCCCGCACCUGUAUCCUUUCCGAUGAACGUUCUGCUCCAAUGGGACGUGGUAACCUCGUCUCCACUCCCGGCUUCACCUAUUUUGAGAAGAAAUGCUUUGCAUCUCCCAACACUUGCCGCAAUGUCCCAUCUUUCACCAGAGUUCCCCAAAAGAUUCUUGUUGGAUUCGCUGCUUUCGUUAUGGAGAACGUUCCAUCUGUCACCAUGUGUCUCGACCAAUGUACCAACCCUCCACCUGAGACUGGAGAGGACUUCGUAUGCAAAUCUGUUAUGUAUUACUACAACGAACAAGAAUGCAUUUUGAAUGCUGAAACCCGCCACAGCAAGCCAGAUCUUUUCAUCGCUGAAGGAGAAGAGUUCCUAGUUGACUACUUCGAUAUCACUUGUCACCUUGAAGCUGAGAAAUGUGCUCCAGGAAGCCAUUUGAAGGCUGUCCGCACUAUCAACACAGCUCUCCCAGAAGGAGACGGAGAAUUACAUGUUCUGAAGAACGUCGGAACAGGUGUUCAAGAUUGCAUGAAGAAGUGUUUCGAGAUGGCUCCAGAAAAAUGCCGCUCUUUCAAUUUCGACAAGAAGACUGGUACUUGUGAUCUUCUCUACUUGGACGGAAAGACCACACUCAGACCCGCAGUUCGUCAAGGAACAGACUUGUACGACCUCCAUUGCUUAGCUGCGUUAACUUUAGUUGAAGCUGAGUGCUCCACUAAGAAGGAAGAUGCUCUUUUCUCCCGCUAUUUGUACACCAAGCAACAUGGAAUCCCAUCAAAGACUUACAAGAUUGUUUCCCUCAACUCCUGUCUGGAAGUAUGCGCUGGAAACCCAACCUGCGCUGGAGUUAACUAUAACCGCCGUCUCGGACAGUGCGAUGUUUUCGAUGCUAUUGAUGACGCCUCUGAUGUUAAUGAGCAUGUCGACUUCUACAAAAACCUCUGUGUUGUAAAGGAGGAAGACUCUGGCAUCUCAGCUGCCGCCAACGUCCCAACUCCUACCCACCGUGUUAGCGGAACUGUCACUGGAAAAGACAAGAGUCAUCUCUCUGCUAGCAAGAAGGUCAAGCCACAUAUCAAGGAACAGGAACAUCGCCGUGCCCCAGAAUCUGUUCUUCCUCUUGGUCCUCCAGUAUCUAUCCCUGCUGAUGCUAUCCAAACCCUUUGCAACUACGAAGGAAUCAAAGUACAAGUUAACAAUGGAGAACACUUUAGCGGAGUUAUCUUCGUCAAGAAUAAGUACGAUACUUGCCGCGUAGAAGUUGCUAACUCCAACUCUGCCACCCUCAACCUUGGUCUUCCUAAAGACUUUGGAAUGAAGCCUAUUGCUCUCGCUGAAGGAGAAGAAUCUACAACUGAAGUCUCUGCUAAGGCUGAGCUUGUGAAAGAAGGUGGAGAGCUUGAAGAGUUCAAGAGACACAGAAGACAAGUUGAAAGCCGUGACUGUGGAAUCGUAGACAUGCUCAAUGGAACAUAUAAGACUACUGUUGUUAUUCAAACUAACAACCUCGGUAUCCCAGGACUUGUAACUUCAAUGGAUCAACUUUAUGAAGUUUCUUGUGAUUAUUCUAGCAUGCUCGGAGGAAAAGUUCAAGCUGGAUACAACAUGACUGUCAAUGGACCAGAACCAAAUCUCAUUCAACCAAGAGGAAAGAUCGAACUUGGAAACCCUGUUUUCAUGCAACUUCUCGGUGAAGGAGAGCAACCACUCACCCAAGCUAAACUUGGAGAUAUCCUCGAGCUUCGUUGGGAGAUUAUGGCUAUGGAUGAUGAGCUUGAUUUCUUCGUCCGUAAGUGUCAUGCCGAACCAGGAGUCGGAGCCAAGAGCGAUGAAGAGAAGGAGAAACUUCAACUUAUUGAUGGUGGCUGCCCAACUCCAGCUGUUGCUCAAAAAUUGAUCCCUGGACCAGUCGAAGUUCAAAGCAGCAAAGUCAAGCUCACCAGAAUGCAAGCUUUCCGUUUCGAUUCUAGCAGCACCAUCAGAAUCACUUGCGAGCUCGAAAUCUGCAAGGGAGAUUGCACUCCUGUUGAAUGCCCAUUGGCUCAUGGACAAAAGCAAAGCUGGGGCCGCAAAAAGAGAGAUAUCGACAACUCUAUCACUGAUUAUGAAACUGCUCGUUACAAAAUUCCAAGAAUUUCUCAAGCUACCACAAGUCUGGUUGUUGUUGAUCCACUUCAAAUGGUACAAGAACCAAUCAGUUUGGCUCGCGCCAGUGCUUUGGAUAUGAUGCAAGAAGAUGCUCAAGAAGUUUCUUUGGAGAUGCCAGGCCAGAUGUGCAUAGGAAAGGUCGCACUUUACGGAGUUUUCGGAAUUCUUAUCACCCUUACCAUCAUUCAAGCCAUAGUUUUGCUUCGCUACGUCCUUCGACGCAAACCUUCCAAGAACUAA